AUGUACCCCCUCCCUCUCGCCCAAGGCAACCCCCAAACCCCCUCAGACGCCACCAUCCAAAAAUGGCUCGAGGGCGCCACAAACCCAGCCAGUCUCACAUUCACGGACCGCCAAAAGCUCCUGCGGCGCCAUCCAUGGCCCGAAUCAGACGCCCUCUGCAAGGAAACAACGGGCCUCUCCUUCGACCAGCUCACCGAGAAAGCCGCGCACAGUGACCCAGCCACCCUCACCUACGGCGAAUCCUGGCUCCUGGCGCAGGGGACAAGCGGUGUGCUCGCAAACGGCGACAAGCAGAUGCUCGACCGGGUGCGGUGGCCGGCUCCCGCGCGCGCGGCCUACGACGCCGCGCUGGAAGCGAUCCUCAGCGAGACGGACCGGGCGGCGCGCGCGAAUGCGCGAGUUGCGCUGGCGCGGCACCGCGAUGGGUACUGGGGGAAGAGGAAGGAGAUAUCCGUUCAGGACCGGCGGAAUGCGGAGUUUGUGAGUUCGUGGCCGUGGAUGCAUGAGGUUGAGGAGAUGUUGGCGGCGGAUGCGGAGGCGCGGUGGGGGUUUGUGUGUUUCCGGACGGCGUACGGGGAUGAUGCGCAGUGGGAGCAUUUCAAGACGCAGUUUGCGAACGGCGCCGAGCUGAGUCUAUCCAUGCUGCAGAGCGCGCGGAGUGAGUUUUGGACUCCGGAUGUGCUGCUGGGGAGGUGGGAGAUUCAGUUUGUGGAGGAUCGGGAGGCGCUGGAGGGCGCCGGGUUGCAUCAGCUUUGUCUUCGUUUCCGGCGUAUGCGCGAGGAAGGAAGGAUCCGGGCUGGGCUGAGGAGGGAUGUCUUCCUCUACGCAAAUCAGGCUUCCAUUCAGUCCUCGCUGGACCAUUAUCCCCUCCCCGACCGGGGCUUUGUUGUCGCCGGUGACCCCGAACAUGAGCCAGGCAAGAUUCCGACGUAUUUGCAUAACUUCAAGGGGAACGUUCGUGUUGCAUUCACGGGCGUCUUUACUUGUUUCUACGCGAGGCUGAUUCCGAGAGGUGAUCCGGAGGAUGAUCCCAGUAUGAUUAGGGGCAAUAGGCAGAGCUGGGAUGUGGUCUUUCUGAAAGCGAGGAUGAACCGUGAGGAUAAGACUUACCCUCCAGCUUCCCAGAACAAUCGGAACUGA
Aspergillus mulundensis is the source of this 1140-nucleotide messenger RNA. RefSeq lists its product as uncharacterized. Lineage: Eukaryota; Fungi; Ascomycota; Eurotiomycetes; Eurotiales; Aspergillaceae. The record is from RefSeq and is a predicted model, not a curated record. The coding region runs from base 1 to 1140 and encodes 379 amino acids. The transcript has a single exon.